UCAUUGCAAUUGCACAUUCUUCAGACUUAUUGAGAGCACUCUCUAACUAUCUGAUCUCUCUCUUUUUUCUCGUUUUCUGGGUGUGUGUGCGUAGAUUGCAUCACACAAUGGCAUUAUCGUCUUUUUACGUUGUGCUUCUCUUGGUGAUGAUAAGCAGCAGUGAUUAUAUUGCUUCUUUGGUUUAUGCUACUACUCCUGAUGGAUUUUUCCCAAAUGGAAACUUUGAACAAGGACCAAAGCCAUCAAACAUGCAGAAGACAGUAAUCAUUGGUAAAAAUUCCCUCCCUAUGUGGGAAAUCAAUGGCUUAGUAGAGUUCAUAUCAGGUGGGCCCCAACCAGGUGGAUUCUACUUCAAUGUUCCACGUGAUGUGCACGCGAUAAGAUUAGGAAAUGAGGCAUCUAUCUCCCAAGAAUUGAAACUAAACAAAGAUUCAUUCUACUCAAUUACUUUCAGCACAACAAGAACUUGUGCACAAGAAGAGGUUAUAAGGGUGGCAGCUUCUGGAGAGUCAGUAGAUCUUCCUAUUCAAACAUUAUAUAAUAGUGAUGGAGGUGACACUUAUGCUUGGGGUUUUAAGGCAACUUCUACUAAUGUUAAGAUCACUUUCAAGAACCCUGGUGUAGAGGAGGAUCCAACAUGUGGCCCACUUUUGGAUGCUAUUGCAAUCAAGGAGAUAAAAUUGCCACACUACAGCCAAGGUAGUUUCUUGCUAAAACCACAUUUUAAGGGUAACAUAGUUAAAAAUGGAGAUUUUGAAAUCGGUCCAUAUGUAUUUGAGAAAUACUCUACUGGGGUUCUCCUAUCUCCACACCCCCAUCACUUUGUCUCUCCAAUCCCUGGUUGGAUCAUUGAAUCACUAAAACCAGUCAAGUACAUCGAUUCGAAACACUACGAUGUGCCCAAAGGAUCAUCAGCUGUUGAAUUGGUUGGAGGAAGAGAAAGUGCUAUUGCUCAAAUCAUAUAUACCAAAGUUAACCAAUUCUACUUACUAACUUUUAAAGUUGGGGAUGCCAAAAAUGGAUGUCAUGGUUCAAUGGUAGUAGAAGCAUUUGCUGCCAAGGAAACUGUUAAAGUUCAUUUCAAUUCUGAAGCAAAAGGUGGAUUUACAACUGCAAGUCUUAAGUUUCAAGCAAUCUCAACUAGAACUAGGUUGACAUUUUGGAGUGCUUUUUAUCAUACUAGACUUGAUGAUUUCAGCUAUAUGUGUGGUCCUGUUUUAGAUGAUGUUAAGGUUAUAAGCGUUUAGUAAUUAUGAGUUGACAAAUUGAGUGUCAUGUAAUGCAAUUAUAUUUAAGGUUUAUUUACUAUAAUAAUAAUAUAAUUUUGUAAGAGGCUUAAUAAA
This is a messenger RNA of Beta vulgaris subsp. vulgaris (sugar beet), 1343 nucleotides long. Its product is annotated as protein DUF642 L-GALACTONO-1,4-LACTONE-RESPONSIVE GENE 2. The record is from RefSeq and is a predicted model, not a curated record. The transcript has 3 exons. The coding region runs from base 108 to 1247 and encodes 379 amino acids. Lineage: Eukaryota; Viridiplantae; Streptophyta; Magnoliopsida; Caryophyllales; Amaranthaceae.